This is a messenger RNA of Abrus precatorius (Indian licorice), 540 nucleotides long. RefSeq lists its product as uncharacterized. NCBI's taxonomy places the organism in Eukaryota, Viridiplantae, Streptophyta, Magnoliopsida, Fabales, Fabaceae. The transcript has 2 exons. The record is from RefSeq and is a predicted model, not a curated record. Bases 1 to 540 code for a protein of 179 amino acids.
AUGGAUCCAGAGGAAAUCCAAAGUGUUAUCCAAUGGCCUAUACCUAUAAGUGUCAAAGGAAUUAGAGGAUUUUUGGGUUUGAUGGGUUAUUACCGCAAGUUUAUUCAAAAUUCUGGCAAGAUAGCAAGACCAUUAACGGAGCUCACCAAGAAGGAUGGUUUCCAGUGGAACCCUAAUGCUCAGGUUGCUUUUAAACUAUUAAAGCAAAAAUUAAUAACAGCACUAGUAUUAGCUCUUCCAGACUUCGCUCAACCUUUUAGCAUUGAAUGUGACGCAUCAGCAAAACUUCUUGCUUAUCAAUUUAACAUCCUGUAUAGGCCUGGGUUGGAGAAUAAAGGGGUUGAUGCUUUAUCACGCAUGUAUGACACAAGUGAGUUUGGUUUCCUAAUUUCCUAUCCAAUUUGGGAAGACAAAGAGCUAAUCAUGGAAGAAGUUCGCACUGAUGCAGUUUUGUCUAAAAUUAUCACUGAUUUACAGAAGGAUUAUCAUUGCAGACCAGGGUUCAUGUAUAAAAAUGGAAUUCUGCUCUAUCAAGGUUGA